AGUAAGGGGUAAGGGUAGGGAGGCAUCAAGAUAAAAGGCAGCCAGGCUCCUUCUCCCUGGAGAUGUGUUGCCUGUCAACCUCAAUCCGUUCCCUUAAUCCUUUCCUGCCACCCCACCCCCACAACUCCUCAUGAUGACCAGUGUCCUGGGCCUUUAAGAGGUAGCUAGGCUGGACUGAGGAGAGCGCUCACACCUCUCCCCACCCUGCUCCUUCUCCCUGGCUGUAACUCUGCCAGCUGCAGCAGUAAACUGCAGUCGUGGUGGAAGACGGUGGAAGCAGUCAAGUGCAAAGGAGAAAAAGGAGCCAGGCUGAGUCUUCUCGGUGGAGAGCUUUGCAGAGCUCCGGAGGCGUCGCUCACAGACGGGAUUCCUACCUUACCCACGGGGACUCUGGCACCAGCUGGUGGAGCAGUGGGUGAUGGCAUCUCAGAUUCAAGACCGACUGACCACUGAUCAGGACCUGCUGCUGAUGCAAGAAGGCACCACGAUGCGCAAGGUGAGGACCAAAACCUGGAAGAAGCUAAGGUUCUUCAGACUUCAGAAUGACGGCAUGACAGUCUGGCAUGCACGGCAGGCCGACGGCAUAGCCAAGCCCACUUUUUCCAUCUCUGAUGUGGAGACAAUCCGGAAGGGCCAUGAUUCUGAGCUGCUGCGCUAUCUGGUAGAAGAGUUCCCCCUGGAGCAAGGCUUCACCAUUGUCUUCCACGGUCGCCGCCCUAACCUGGACCUAGUGGCCAACAGUGUUGAAGAGGCCCAGAUGUGGAUGCGAGGGCUCCAGCUGUUGGUGGAUCUUGUGGCCAGCAUGAACUACCAGGAGCAACUGGACCAAUGGGUGAGGGAAUGGUUCCAACGAGGAGACAGAAACCAGGACGGCAGGAUGAGUUUCCAAGAAGCGCGACGGCUGCUGCUUCUGAUGAAUGUGGAAAUGGAUCAGGAAUAUGCCCUCAGUCUUUUUCAGGAAGCAGAUGUGUCCCAUUCUGAUACUCUGGAAGGAGAAGAAUUUGUACAGUUCUAUAAGGCACUGAUUAAGCGUACUGAGGUUGAGCAACUAUUCGAGCACUUUUCGUCAGAUGGACAGAAGCUGACCCUUCUGGAGUUUGUGGAUUUCCUUAGAGAGGAACAGAAAGAAAAAGACAACGCCCCCGACCUUGCUCUGGAAUUCAUUGACCGCUAUGAGCCUUCAGAGAGUGGCAGAUUGCUGCAUGUGCUGAGCAAGGAUGGCUUCCUCAGCUACCUCUGCUCGAAGGAUGGAAACAUCUUCAACCAAAACUGCCUCCCUGUCUACCAGGAUAUGACUCAGCCUCUGAAUCAUUACUACAUCAACUCCUCUCAUAACACCUACCUGCUGAGGGACCAGCUCUGCGGCCAGAGCAGCGUGGAGGGAUACAUACGGGCCUUGAAGCGGGGGUGCCGCUGUGUGGAGGUGGAUGUAUGGGAUGGACCUGGCGGGGAGCCCAUUGUUUACCACGGACAUACCCUGACCUCCCGUAUCCUGUUCAAGGAUGUUGUGGCGACACUAGCACAAUACGCCUUCCAGUCAACAGACUACCCACUCAUCUUGUCUCUGGAGAAUCACUGUACCUGGGAGCAGCAGCGGACCUUGGCACAACACCUGACUGAGAUCUUGGGAGAGCAGCUGCUGAGCACCACCAUAGACGGACUGCUGAUGGAUACGCUGCCCUCGCCAGAGCUUCGAGGGAAGAUCUUGGUGAAAGGAAGGAAGUUAAGAACAAUUGAGGAGGUUGAGGUUGAGGAAGAAGAGGAAGAACUAGACAAAGAUGACAGGUCAGAGCUGGAUCCAGACCCCUACCCUGUGUUGGACACUGAGGUUCAGCCCGAGUCCCAGGAGCUGGCCUCUGGAAACAAGGACAGUAAGGUUUUGACGUGUCCGAUGGCUUGUCUGCUUAUCUGUGGUCACAUUUUGGUCCAUGCUCCCAGUUCCAUUCCUGUGUCCCUUUUCUUGUCCAACCAGGACUGCACGACCAUCUUAUGCCCAGACCUGUCUGCCCUGGUUGUCUACUUGAGGGCUGUCCCUUUCUGCAGCUUCACUCAUUCCAAAGAAAAUUACCACAUCUGCGACAUUUCAUCCUUCUCUGAGACCAAGGCCAAGAGCCUUAUCAAGGAGGCAGGUCAGGAGAGAAGAGGGAUGGGUAGCUUCAGGCCUGGCAGGCAGGCAGGCAACGAGUUUGUACAGCACAAUGCCAGGCAGCUAUGCCGUGUGUACCCCAGUCGUCUGAGGACAGACUCGUCCAACUUCCACCCCCAGGAACUCUGGAAUGCAGGCUGCCAGAUGGUGGCGAUGAAUAUGCAGACUGCAGGGAGUGCCAUGGACAUCUGUGAUGGGUUCUUCCGCCAGAAUGGUGGCUCUGGCUAUGUGCUGAAGCCAGAAUUCCUGUGUGACAUCCAGAGUACCUUCAAUCCUGAGAAGCCCAUCAGUCCUUAUAAGGCCAAGACCCUCUUAGUCCAGGUGAUCAGUGGUCAACGGCUCCCCAAAGUGGACGACACCAAAGAGAGGUCCGUUGUGGACCCACUGGUGAAAGUGGAGCUCUUUGGUGUUCCUGAAGACACCAGGCAGCAAGAGACCGACUAUGUGGACAACAAUGGUAUUAAUCCCUACUGGGGGCAGACAUUCUGUUUCCGGGUCCGGGUGCCUGAACUUGCUAUACUGCGUUUUGUGGUAAAGGAUUAUAACUGGAAAUCCCGGAAUAGCUUUAUUGGUCAAUACACCCUGCCCUGGACCUGUGUGAAACAAGGUUACCGACACAUAUCCUUGCUCUCCAGAGAUGGCACUAGCCUCCACCCAGCUUCCAUCUUUGUGUAUAUCUGCAUGCGGGAAGACUUGGAGAUGGAUGAAUCCUGAGAAACACAGGGAAGGACUCGAAGCAAAAAAAUCUACAGAAGCAUUAUCCCCUCCAACCUACAAGUCCUUCAAAAUCCAGAGCCAACGAAAGGAUCAAUCAAGGAUCAAGGCUCCCAGGCAAAGGUUGGGGAAGGAUGCCUGACCCCAGAACUACAACUGUCUAAGAGAACAAUGAACAGCCCUGAGUCCCCACUGGACUGCUGCUCCUUAGCUGGUCUAAAUAGAGCUUCUCUGUCCAAUUUG
This is a messenger RNA of Peromyscus californicus insignis, 3103 nucleotides long. RefSeq names its product phospholipase C delta 4 (gene Plcd4). Gene Ontology annotation, biological process: lipid metabolic process; intracellular signal transduction. The coding region runs from base 419 to 2860 and encodes 813 amino acids. The record is from RefSeq and is a predicted model, not a curated record. Gene Ontology annotation, molecular function: phosphatidylinositol-4,5-bisphosphate phospholipase C activity; calcium ion binding. Lineage: Eukaryota; Metazoa; Chordata; Mammalia; Rodentia; Cricetidae. The transcript has 18 exons.